Molecule: messenger RNA, 615 nt
Organism: Tauraco erythrolophus (red-crested turaco)
Lineage: Eukaryota; Metazoa; Chordata; Aves; Musophagiformes; Musophagidae
Source: RefSeq, a predicted model, not a curated record
AAUGCAAAGUCUGGCGAAAUCCUUUAAAUCUGUUCAGAGGAGCCGAAUAUAAUCGCUAUACGUGGGUAACAGGGAGAGAACCUUUGACUUACUACGAUAUGAAUCUUUCAGCACAGGACCAUCAGACGUUCUUUACAUGUGACACGGAUCAUUUACGGCCUGCAGACGCUAUAAUGCAAAAAGCCUGGAGAGAGAGAAACCCCCAAGCCCGAAUUUCUGCGGCACACGAAGCUUUGGAAUUGAAUGAGUGUGCUACUGCCUAUAUUCUCUUGGCCGAAGAGGAAGCGACAACGAUUGUAGAAGCAGAGAAGCUGUUCAAGCAAGCUCUUAAAGCUGGAGAGGGUUGUUACAGGCGCAGUCAGCAGUUGCAGCACCAUGGUGCCCAGUAUGAAGCCCAACACAGAAGGGACACCAAUGUGUUAGUUUAUAUUAAGAGGAGGCUGGCAAUGUGUGCAAGAAAGCUGGGAAGGACCAGGGAAGCAGUGAAAAUGAUGAGAGAUUUGAUGAAGGAGUUUCCUCUGCUCAGCAUGUUCAACAUCCAUGAAAACCUGCUAGAGGCUUUGUUGGAACUGCAAGCGUAUGCUGAUGUCCAGGCAGUCUUAGCAAAGUAUGAUG